Passer domesticus (house sparrow) is the source of this 6495-nucleotide messenger RNA. It is a transcript of the gene SLC23A2, whose product is annotated as solute carrier family 23 member 2. The transcript has 16 exons. Gene Ontology annotation, biological process: L-ascorbic acid metabolic process; transmembrane transport. NCBI's taxonomy places the organism in Eukaryota, Metazoa, Chordata, Aves, Passeriformes, Passeridae. Gene Ontology annotation, molecular function: transmembrane transporter activity. The coding region runs from base 277 to 2256 and encodes 659 amino acids. The record is from RefSeq and is a predicted model, not a curated record. Gene Ontology annotation, cellular component: membrane.
UCGGGGGCGGAGGAAGCACCCGUCCCGCCCCGUGCUCUGCCUGCCGGGGCCGCCCGGCCCCGCCGCACUCGCCGCGGAGACCGAGGGGAGCGGAGCCGCAGCCCCCAGCGCCAUUGCCGCCCUCAGCCCGCCAUGGCAGGAGCCGUUGAUGGGAAGGACACACUGAUGUCCCAGCUGGAUUACUGAGCUCCUCAGUGACUCCUGGAGCUGCUGCUGCUGGAAUAAAGAGCUGUCCUUCCUUCUUGGCCUGUCCCAGAGGCACCUCGUGGGUGCUGCAUGCAGGUCCUGGACGUGCUGGACACCAUGGGGAUCGGCAAGAACACCACGUCCAAGUCGGUGGAGGCAGGAGGAGGCUCCACGGAGGGCAAAUACGAGGAUGAGUCCAAGCACCCCACCUUCUUCACCCUGCCUGUUGUUAUAAACGGCGGGGCCACGUCCAGCGGCGAGCAGGACACGGAGGACACGGAGCUGAUGGCCAUCUACACCACAGAGAAUGGCAUAGCAGAGAAGAGCUCCCUGGCAGAGACCCUGGACAGCACUGGCAGUUUGGAUGCCCAGAGGACUGACAUGAUUUACACCAUUGAAGAUGUUCCUCCCUGGUACCUCUGCAUCUUCCUGGGCUUGCAGCACUACCUGACGUGUUUCAGCGGGACCAUCGCCGUGCCCUUCCUGCUGGCCGAUGCCAUGUGCGUGGGCUUCGACCAGUGGGCCACCAGCCAGCUCAUCGGGACCAUCUUCUUCUGCGUGGGCAUCACCACCCUGCUGCAGACCACCUUCGGCUGCAGGUUACCCCUGUUCCAAGCCAGCGCUUUUGCAUUCUUAGCACCUGCCAGAGCAAUUCUCUCUCUGGAGAAGUGGAAGUGCAAUAACACAGAUGUAACAGUUGCAAACGGAACAGCAGAGCUGCUGCACACGGAGCACAUCUGGUACCCGCGGAUACGAGAGAUCCAAGGUGCCAUCAUCAUGUCCUCGCUGAUCGAGGUGGUGAUCGGGCUGCUGGGGCUGCCCGGGGCCCUGCUGCGCUACAUCGGGCCCCUGACCAUCACCCCCACCGUGGCCCUCAUCGGCCUCUCGGGCUUCCAGGCUGCUGGGGAGAGAGCUGGCAAGCACUGGGGCAUCGCCAUGCUGACUAUUUUCCUAGUAUUGUUGUUCUCCCAGUAUGCCAGAAAUGUCAAAUUUCCCUUGCCCAUUUAUAAAUCCAAGAAAGGAUGGACAGCAUACAGGCUGCAGCUGUUCAAGAUGUUCCCUAUCAUCCUGGCCAUCCUGGUGUCCUGGCUGCUGUGCUUCAUCUUCACGGUGACAGACGUGUUCCCCCCGGACAGCUCCAAGUACGGCUUCUACGCGCGCACGGACGCGCGCCGCGGCGUGCUGCUGGUGGCCCCCUGGUUCAAGGUGCCCUACCCCUUCCAGUGGGGGCUGCCCACGGUGUCGGCGGCGGGCGUGAUCGGCAUGCUGAGCGCCGUGGUGGCCAGCAUCAUCGAGUCCAUCGGCGACUACUACGCCUGUGCCAGGCUCUCCUGUGCUCCUCCUCCUCCCAUCCACGCCAUCAACAGGGGGAUUUUCAUCGAGGGCCUCUCCUGUGUUCUGGAUGGAGUGUUUGGGACAGGGAAUGGAUCCACCUCCUCCAGCCCCAACAUUGGGGUCCUGGGCAUCACAAAGGUUGGCAGCCGCAGGGUGAUCCAGUAUGGAGCUGCCUUCAUGCUGCUGCUGGGCAUGGUGGGCAAGUUCAGCGCGCUCUUCGCAUCGCUGCCCGACCCCGUGCUGGGGGCUCUCUUCUGCACCCUCUUUGGGAUGAUCACGGCCGUGGGUCUGUCCAACCUGCAGUUCAUCGAUCUGAAUUCCUCUCGGAAUCUCUUCGUGCUGGGAUUCUCCAUCUUCUUUGGGCUCGUGCUGCCCAGCUAUCUCAAACAGAACCCCCUGGUCACAGGAAUUGCAGGCAUUGAUCAGGUGCUGAACGUCCUGCUCACCACGGCCAUGUUCGUCGGGGGCUGCGUGGCCUUUGUCCUGGACAACACCAUCCCAGGAAGCCCCGAAGAAAGGGGAAUUCGCAAGUGGAAGAAAGGGGUUGCCAAAGGAAGCAAAUCCCUGGAUGGCAUGGAGACCUACGAUCUGCCUUUUGGCAUGAACUUCAUUAAAAAGUACAGGUGUUUCAGCUUCCUGCCCGUCAGCCCCACCUUCGUGGGGUACACGUGGAAAGGCUUCAGGAAAAGCAGCAGCUGCAGGAGUUCAGACGAAGACUCAGAAGCUACAGUAUAGCCUUAGCUGAAAUUCUAUUCCCUAGUUGUAGUCAAAGAUGUAUUUGCAGUUUCUUGCUGAUUAAGAAGCAUUAAAAUAUAUGUUUUGUAUAUCUGCAUUUAAAUUCUGGAACCAGAGCUGAGACGGAUUUAAAAAAAGAAAAAAAAAUUUAAAAAAAAAAAAAGCUUUUCCUGCUGUGGGUGGUGGGAGCCAGGUCUAGUGUCUCUGGGGCAAAUCCUGCUGAUUUUAGGAAGUUGGAGAGAGCUGUGCACCUGAUUCUGUUGGGUUUUAAUAGGUUUAGGUGGAGGUGUGGAGGUGCUGCUGCAGAUUUUUCAUUUUUAUGGUGAUUUUAUUGGAGCCCUCAGCGUUGGUUACGCCAGGAAAGCUGAACCUUGGAGAAGGAGGAGGGGAAAAAGAGAGAGAAAAGGAGAACUGUUCCUUCUGACCAUGUCAGAUCCUGUGGGUGCUGCUGUGCUGCUCAGUGAUUUGCACAUUCCAUGUUCUCAGAGCCCUGGAAACGGGCUCAGCUGAUGCUGCCAAACCAGGAGAGCUCCAUUCUGAGCAGCCCCUGGUUUCAGUGGCACAUCAGUGCUCAGCCAGGAAGUUUCUGGAAUAACUCUGCCUCUGGGAGCCUCGGCUGGCUGCAGCAGCCCCUUCUUCUCCUGGCAGCAUUUCUCAUUUUGCUUCUCCCCACCAGGAUUUCCUCUCACCCAGACCUGGGCAGUGCCAGGGAUGGCAAAGCUGAGCUCACCCAGGACCUGCAGGCAGCCUUUGGGCUCAGUGCCUGUCCAGCAGGACGCUUCCUGCCCAGAAAUACUAAUCAGCUGAGCAGCUCCAAUUAACAAUUAACAGUUGUUCCCUGCAGGGACAGCCACGCUCGGGUCUCAGCAGGAUUUUUUUUUUUUUUGCUGAUGGCUCUUCUCCUCUUGUGGGGCUUCUCCAGAGGCUGGGGAGGGUUUGGGCCAGCAGAGACACUGCACCUGCAGCCUCACCCAGCCAUGGGUUCACGGGUAUCGGGUCCAAUCAGGGCACCACUCAAAUCUCUUUUUUUGUGUUCCUGGAAUAGUCUCAGCUCUGCCGUUACGUGGGUGUUCACGCUCAUCAUGCAUUCAUGAUUAACAGUUUUAUUCCUGUUUAAUGUUCUUACUAUUGCAAGUUAGUUUUAGACUUCAGUGUGGCCCCAAAAAGCAUUUUCAGCUGUGGAGAUCAUCAGGGAAAUGUUGUGUAAUGUAACUUCAAGGCCAGUAAUGCUCUCGGUGCUUGCGUUUUGUAUUCCUGGAAAACCAUACCAGUAGAUCCUGUGACCCCCUGAUCUAUUUAUCCAAGUUUGACUACUGGACAGGAGCACAGGAGCUCUUGUUUUCUCUGAGUCUGCUCCCAGGGGAAUUUGUUCUGGGUUCUUGAAGCAUGGACGGGUUGGGGUGGGGAGGGCAAGGACGGAGCUUGGCGGAUCAGUGCUGAGUAGUGUAGAGUGGGAAUGGCCCCGUGCAGGUCGUUCCCAGCAUGCCAUGGCUGUUUCCAGAAACUGUUUUACCCCGCUUUUCCCGUGUCCAAGCAUGCCUUUGUUCCUGCUUCCUUCGGGGAACUUUCAGUAGUUUGCAGCCUUGGGGUCGCUCGGACUCGGAGCUGCUCGGAGGAGUCGUUGUGUUUGGUUUGCCCGUGAAACAAAAAGUCUUUUUUUUUGCUCAUUUUUCGGUGUUUCCUCCCCCGGGGGAGUGAGGUGUUGGGUUCCCCUGCCUGCCUGCACACGGUUUGGGUGUGGGAGCUCUGCUUCCACGUUCCCCAGCUGUCUGUGCCAGGCGUGGAGGGGUUAAAAACGCCCCAAAAGCACCUCGGGGGCUCUGCAGCCCGAGGGCUUCUGCUGGUGGCAGAUGCCACAGCUGGUAAUCCUGCAAAAGCGGAGAAAGGGAGGAAAAGCUUUUCAUUUCCAGCUGCAGAGGGAGGAGGGGAUGAGCAGAGUUUGUCUCACCCUGCUGAGUUCCCACCGGGCAUUCCCAAGGCACUCCAAGCCCCAGGGCAGCAAAUCCGGGAUCAAUUCUCCCUCCUCCCUGGAAUAAACUCCCCCACAGCACUCUCCAGGCAGGUGCAGCCCAGUUUCCUGUUGGAUUUAAUUCUUUCUGUGGUUUGUGCCCAUUUUUUGGGUCACUUUGGGGCAGGGGGACAAGCCCCCCUUCUCCCAGGGCGAGUGCUCCAAGCUGAGCCCUGGGCGUGCAGGAGGAGCUGGGGUUGGGAAGUUGGAGGUGAAUUUUGGGAAGAGGAGCUGCCCUGUCCCCUCCUGGAGCCCCCCGGGGGGAGGAGAGCAGGGAUUUUCUUUUUUGGGGGGAGAAAAAUCCCUGAGUUCACCCCGGGUUUGUGCAGGAGCAGGGGCCACUCUGGACCUUCAGUCCUUCCUUUCUCCUGUCGCUUGGCCAAGUGGCUGCUGUGAAAUUCCAGAUUCCAGGGGUGGGGUGCCCCUGCCAGGGGUGGAGAGGAUGAGGUGCAGGUUUGGGGAGCACUAAAAUCCCAUAUUCCAGGGAUUUGGGUGCCCCUGCCAGGGGUGGAGAGGAUGAGGCUGCACGUUUGGGGAGAAUGAAACCCAAAUUGUGAUAAUUAAACCCAAAUUGUGAGAAUUAAACCCAAAUUGUGAGAAUUAAACCCAAAUUGUGAGAAUUAAACCCAAAUUGUGAGAAUUAAACCCAGAUUGUGAGAAUUUAACCCAAAUUGUGAGAAUUAAACCCAGAUUGUGAGAAUUAAACCCAAAUUGUGAGAAUUAAACCCAGGUUGUGUGUGCUGGGGACGUCCAGGUGCAAACCUGCCAGUGCCAUGCUGGAUUUUCCUCCCUGUCCUCCCCUGCCUUUCCAAGCACCCAGGGAAGUUGGCAGCUGAGAGGUGAGUGAAGAGGUGAUGAGAAAUUCCAACCAGAUUUGGAGAGGGAAGGGCAAAUAUUCAUGGUAGAAAUCUCAUUUUGUCAUAUCAGAGGUGGCAUCAGUGUGUACAAACAAAAGUAACUUGGGAUUUUUGUAAUUGAUCUUCUCUUGUAUUUUUUUUUAGGUUCGACUAAGGGUUCUUGCUGACAUGUUGAAACACGUUUUCUAAAGCAAAUACUUGCAAAUGAUGCCUAUAGAAAUUUAGGUUUCGUAGCUGCCAGCUAUGAGUGAUUAAUGUUGUCAUAUUGGAGGGACUUAGCUCAGAAAGCUCGACCUUUUCAACCCCAAAUUUGCUUUUAUUGCCUUUUAAUACUGACUUGAAAUAUGACAACUUGGUUUGUACAUGAAUAUUGCAGUAUUUUAUUUCCAUAUAUUAAGAAAAUAACAUUUCCGCUCAGGAGGAGCCUUUUCCUGGGAGGGAGUGGUAUGAGUGUCAUGACAAUGUCAUGUGAUGGUAGAAUUUCUUCAUUGACGAAUCUAUAGUGGUUGUGUAUACUUUAUUUACCCAUCCUUGUGUUCCUACCCAAAACUGGAGGCUUUUGUUGUUCCCUCCCCGCUGAGCCCUCCAGGCUCCCGGGGGAGGGGGGGGGGGCAGAAUUGGAGAAAACCCCUCAGCGAGUCAUUCACACCCCAAAAAAAAGCGCAAACCCUGGGAUUUUGGGUGCGAGCAGGGCUGGGUGUGCUGCUCUGGCCGAGCCCUGCACGAGCUGACACCAGCACCACCCUCACCUCCGCUCUCCGUGGCCUUCUCCAGCCAAAAUCAGCUUUUUCUCCCCUUUUUUCUCCCCUUUUUUCUCCCUUUUUCUCCCCUUUUUCCAAGCGGGGCCGGGGGGUCACUCAUUUCUCGCAGCAGAGCCCCAGGGCUGGGUGCAGUUUGUGUUCUGGGGGUCCCAGGCUGGCAGAGCCCCCCGGGGGGCUCUGUGCCCUGGGCACUCCCCUGUGCCAGCCCCAGCAAUUCCUGUGUUUGUCUGUUCGGAACAACCUCUGGUGUAACAAACUAUUGACUGUUCUUGGGCGGUGGGGAUAAAUUUCCUUUUUUUUUCCAUGACUUUUCGUGACUGACUUUGGCUGUAAAACUUUUUUUGUUCAACAGCAAAAGUUUAUUUUGGGGUUUUUUUUUGUUUUUUUUGGUUUUUUUGUUUUUUUUUUUUUUAGUUCUUCUUCCAAGAUGUGUAAUUCUUUUAUAGAUUUUUUUUAAUUCUUCUUUUUUUUUUUCUAACAUUGCUUCAUUAAACAACUAAAUAUUUAAAAAAAUGUAAUAUUUGGACCAGAUGUUGUGAAUAAUAGUAGAUAAAGCUAUUUUAUUCUGUAUUUUUAAAGCUGUUCAGUAUAAAUAAACGCGGGCAUAGAUGCA